Messenger RNA from Panicum hallii, 2332 nucleotides. Its product is annotated as probable receptor-like protein kinase At2g42960. The record is from RefSeq and is a predicted model, not a curated record. Gene Ontology annotation, biological process: protein phosphorylation. NCBI's taxonomy places the organism in Eukaryota, Viridiplantae, Streptophyta, Magnoliopsida, Poales, Poaceae. The transcript has 8 exons. Gene Ontology annotation, molecular function: ATP binding; protein kinase activity. The coding region runs from base 440 to 1909 and encodes 489 amino acids.
AACACUGCAACCAAUUCUCUUCUCCUUCCCCUCCUCCUCCUCCUCCUCCUCCUCCCUUUGCGUCCCCUUUACUCUCCCUCCCUCUCUCUAGUCCUCUCUCUUCAUGUGUGCAGGUGCGCGCUGUGCUGGGCUUUGCGGCUUCCCUUCCUCUUUCGCGAAGGAUCAAAGGCCGCCCGCCCUCCUCCAGGCUCCGCAUUCCGGCGUCACCGCGCGCAAGCAAGAACAGUAGCGCCGCGGCGAGCGCCCCGCUUCUCCGGUCCCGACUGAGGGGGACGCGGCGGGAGCUCGUCGUGGAAUUCUCGUUCAAUGGGGUUUGAUUCGAGGUGCUGCCAAAAUAAAGCGGUUGGGAUAAGUUUGUAAAUUCCUUCGUCAAAUCAGAACAAGAUUCCGAAUUAGGGGAGCAUAUCGCGUCGUCUGCUCAUCAGACAGGCCGAAGAACAUGUCGUCACCUAACAAUUCUGUCAGCGCGGUGCUCUCAAGAACCACCACCGUGUUUCAGUUGAGAGUAUGGGAAUUGAUUGCCAUUGGUGUUGGGGUAUUCAUGGCAAUUCUGUUGGUCGUCGCGCUGUGCCUUUCGCUCCGAAAGAAAAAGAAGACAGUGAAAGGGUUUGACAACACUUCGCUGGCUGAGAUCCCUAUCGUGUCAAAGGAAAUCAAUGUUGACAGAGUUGAUGCGCAGAGUCUACAUGAAGCGCCCUUCAUGCCGGUGCAUGAUAAAUAUACGCAGAUGAAGGGUGCAGGGCAGUUGGGAGAGAGUAGAUCUGUCGAUGUCGAUACGUUCAGCCAGUGCAGCUCUGUGUACAACAUAGAGAAGGCUGGGAGUUCGUACUCUGAAGAUUACAGUUACAGCAGCUCUGGACCCGCUAGGAAAGGCAGUUCACCAUAUGCAUAUUCAGCAUCGCCAUUGGUUGGCUUGCCUGAGUUAUCACAUUUGGGCUGGGGACACUGGUUUACCUUGAGGGACCUGGAGUGCGCGACAAAUCGGUUUGCAAAGAGUAAUGUCCUUGGAGAAGGUGGCUAUGGAGUUGUCUACAAGGGCCAGCUGGUGAAUGGUACCGAUAUUGCUGUGAAGAAGAUCCUUAAUAAUGUGGGGCAGGCAGAGAAGGAAUUUAGAGUUGAAGUUGAAGCCAUCGGUCAUGUUCGGCAUAAGAAUCUUGUGCGGCUUCUGGGAUACUGUGUGGAAGGAAUACACAGGAUGCUUGUCUAUGAGUAUGUCAACAAUGGCAACCUAGAACAAUGGCUUCAUGGCGUGAAUCAACGUGGUGUCCUUAGUUGGGAAAACCGCAUGAAGAUUCUCCUUGGCACUGCAAAAGCUCUCGCUUACCUUCAUGAGGCCAUAGACCCCAAAGUUGUACACCGAGAUAUUAAGUCAAGUAAUAUCUUAAUCGACGAUGAAUUCAAUAGCAAGGUCUCUGAUUUUGGGUUGGCCAAACUUCUGAAUUCUGACAAAAGCCAUAUCAAUACAAGAGUGAUGGGAACAUAUGGGUAUGUAGCACCCGAAUAUGCAAACAGUGGGAUGUUAAAUGAAAAGAGCGAUAUUUACAGUUUUGGAGUGGUGUUGUUAGAAUGUGUGACAGCUAGGGAUCCAGUUGAUUAUGCUAAGCCUGCAGAUGAGGUAAAUCUGAUAGAGUGGCUUAAAAUGAUGGUUACAAAUAAGAGGGCAGAGGAGGUAGUGGAUCCAAAGCUCGAGGUUAAGCCACCAAAACGUGCCCUUAAGCGGGCAAUCUUGGUUGGCUUCAAGUGUGUCGAUCCUGAUGCUGACAAGAGGCCAAAGAUGAGUCAUGUUGUCCAAAUGCUUGAAGCAGUUCAAAAUGCAUAUCAUCAAGAUCAGAGAAAGCUCAGCCAGGUGGGAAGCAUGGAUAUUGAAUCCCAGCAGUCAGAGGAGGCUUCAAACAGCGCUGAUGCCUGAAUCCCCAAUUCUGAACCAGCACAGAGGAAUAGGGCUCCUGAAAUCAUCUGAUACCAACAUUGAUUUGAUCGAUGUCAGUACUUUGUUAGAGUGAGAGGAUCAGAUUUACAGUUUGCAGAUACUGGAGGUGGUGGUGGUUAAAAUGAUUAGGAGCAAGCUGCUCAUUUCCGUUUUUUCCUUUACCCCUUUUCCCGGGUGUGCUUCUAUACUCCCCUGAAAGAUUUGCCUUCGUCACUUUACUCUAGGAUAUGUGUAGUUUUCCUUUAGGGGAGCAUAGAAGCAUCUUCUUCACCUAUAUUUAUCAUUUCUCACCAAGAGGGACUAACCUCAAAGGCAUGACUAUAGUUACCGGAUUCUGUUACCCUUGUAUAGAGGCUUUAUGGAAACUUAGUUUUACCCUAUAAAAACAUAAAUUUCUUGCUG